GCGCGGCGCUGAGCAGGUCUCUUCUUGAGUGUCGAAACUUUUAACUUGUUAGCUCAAGCCUGACGAGACAUGGACUGGAUGCAUCCCCGUGACCAGCUUUUGCACGGAUCGGCGCCUGCCUCCGCGCCAUCCUUCAAGCUUGUGGACUCUAACAACCGCGUGCGCGAGCUCACGGACCCACUAAAGCGUCAGUUGGGCGCUUCUUCCGCUUUCUAUCAGCCCCAGAUGAACGACGACGGACUCUCGGCGGCGGAGUUGGAGGAGCAGCGCCAGCUUGAACAGCAACUGCAGGUUCAAAAGGAGGAGAUGUGCUUUAUUUCGCCACUUCCGCGUCCCGACGCCACCCGUCUGCGCGUGCCUACCACGUCGCACGCCUUCACGUAUGGCGGUUCUAGCUCGUCCAACCUGCACGCAACACCGCCUUUGGCGCCUCCUGUUUCUCCGUUCGCCAGCAUGGCGCUCUCGGCGCCCGCUGCGCCCAUCGGAAAGACCCACAACCCGUUUCUGAGUGCCACAAUCGAGAAUAGCCCGCGUCUGCCGUCUCUAAACGCGAUGCGCAACUCGCCAGGCACACACUUGAAGCCUCUGGGCAUCGCGUCACGUCCCCCGCCGCUCUCAUUGCGUUCGUUCUCGGACGUGUCGACGCUGUCGUCGUCGUCACAGUCCUCUCCGUCGCCGUCGCCGAUCCACCAUCCGCAACUACUGCACCAACACCGCCCCAAAGCCCCGUUGCGCUCGAUGUCCAACUCAUCACUCUCUUCGGCGACCAACACGUCGCCUAUGGUGUACUCGCAGUCGCUCCCAGGCGUGUCUUUCCUCCAAGACAGGAGACGGUCGCGUAUGUCGUUUGACGGUGCCGAGCGCAUGUCAAUUUCAUCCGAGGACGAGGACAGCGGCAUGCGUCUCCUCAGUUCGAGUGUGGGCCGCAGUGAAGGCAGCAGUGACGCAAUGACAGCCGCGGCAAACGCUGCGGCUCAGGCGGCACUAAACAGCGGCUCGCGUAGUGGCCGUGUGUGCAGAUAUGCGAACUGCAGCAACAUUGCUCGUUCUCGUGGACUAUGCCGCACACACGGAGGUGGCAAACGGUGCUCACACCCGAGCUGCAACAAAAGUGCACAGGCGAACCGAAAAUGCAUCGCACACGGUGGCGGCACUCCCUGCUCGUUCGAAGACUGUGAGAAGACGGCACAGUCGCGUGGACUGUGCAAGGCGCACGGUGGAGGCGCUCGUUGCAAACACCCGGACUGCCCCAAGAGCAGCCAAUCCAAGGGACUGUGUCGUGGCCACGGUGGUGGCAUCAAGUGCAAGGCUGAGAGUUGCGAGAAGUGGGUGCAGAAGAACGGGUACUGCAUCAAGCACGGCCGUGAACGCGCAAUGUCCUGAGAAAUCACCUAGCUCCCUUAGUACUGCUGUUGUGCUGUUCAGUGGCUGUCUGGAGCGGGUGGAUUGUUGUUUUUCAUUUAUUCGGUAACGGGUGCGAAGCGUUUCAAGUUUGGAGCGCGUGCGUUGAAGAAGGCAGAAGAGGAAGGACCAACUAGCUGAGCCGAGUGAGCUUGGUGCGUGGAAAGUAUUAUUGACACCCGAGAGUUAUCAAAGCCUACAGAGGCAUGUAUAUAUAAGUGACUUUGAUUUACGUUUUGUCAUAUUCUUGGUCCUUUGGCUAUGAUAAGACUUUUGCUAUAG
This is a messenger RNA of Phytophthora infestans T30-4, 1683 nucleotides long. RefSeq lists its product as uncharacterized. The transcript has a single exon. The record is from RefSeq and is a predicted model, not a curated record. NCBI's taxonomy places the organism in Eukaryota, Oomycota, Peronosporomycetes, Peronosporales, Peronosporaceae. Bases 70 to 1383 code for a protein of 437 amino acids.